This is a messenger RNA of Aspergillus alliaceus, 2304 nucleotides long. Its product is annotated as Rab GTPase-binding exocyst subunit SEC15. Gene Ontology annotation, cellular component: exocyst; membrane. Gene Ontology annotation, biological process: Golgi to plasma membrane transport; intracellular protein transport; exocytosis. The record is from RefSeq and is a predicted model, not a curated record. The transcript has 9 exons. Lineage: Eukaryota; Fungi; Ascomycota; Eurotiomycetes; Eurotiales; Aspergillaceae. The coding region runs from base 1 to 2304 and encodes 767 amino acids.
AUGCCUUCCAUGAUUUCUUCUCGCAAUGAAUCUACAUAUAUCUUGAACCAGAUCAUCAUAUCGCCGUCCGACACGGAUUAUCUCGACCAGUUGAUUCCUUCGAUAAGGGAAUACAGCGUAGGCAAUCGGACUUCACAAUUAUUGCAGUCCUUAUCUAGGUUUGCUAGCGAUAAGGAAGCUGAGAUAGAAACCAUUUGCAAUACCAAUCACCAAGAAUUUGUUACAUCGAUCAAUCAGCUGCUCCGUAUCAGGGAAGGUACUGUGAGCUUAACGGCCGAAAUCCUGGAUCUAAACCAAUCCAUUCAGGCUAGUACCGAAAAGCUGGCUGAACAGAAGAAGGCUCUGGUUGAGUCCCGGAGCCACCGUCAGAAUAUCGAUGAAACCUUCCGUGCUAUCCAGGAUUGCCUGGAAGUUCUUCGUCUCGCGAACCAAGUUCAUGAUCUGUUAGCGAAAAAGAACCAUUAUGCAGCCCUUCGAGCUCUUGAAGAACUCCAGAAUGUUCACCUUAAAGGGGUAACCCAAUAUAAAAUCGCGGACUUGAUCCAGCGAUCAGUACCAGCAACUCAAAGGGCCAUAGCUGAGGCUGUGAUGUCUGAUCUAAACACUUGGUUGUAUAGAAUCCGUGAGAUGUCGCAGUAUCUGGGGGAAAUAGCCCUGUACCAUACGGAUCUCCGUAAGACCAGGCAGAAGGAGAGGGCCGAGAGAACACCAUAUCUUGGCCAUUUCAAAUUAAAUUCCGCCAUCGAGCUCGUUUCCGAUGAGCAUGAGGAAUAUGACCUCUUGCACAACGAGGAGUUACAAGUCGACUUCACACCGCUCUUUGAAUGCUUGCAUAUUCACCAGUCUCUUGGGCAUAUGGACAAAUUCAGGAUUGAGUAUGCCAAUACCCGUCGCCGGCAAAAAGAGCUGCUGCUACCAUCGUCCAUAACACUUGUUGAUGAGGAUGGUGCAAGUCUACAUAAUCUCCUCGAAGAGAUGGCGGGAUUUGCGAUUGUCGAGCGAUCUACAAUGAAGAGGGUACCGGACUUGCGAUCGCCGGUUGAUGUCGACGAACUCUGGGAUUCCAUGUGCCAAACUGCUGUAAACUUAAUCCUGAAGGCUCUUCCCGAAGUUGAUAAUGCCGAGAGCUUGUUGAAAAUCAAAAAUCUCAUUGCUUUAUUCAUGCAAACGAUGAAUAGUUGGGGCUUUCCCGUAGGUGUCUUUGACAACUUCUUGCUCACACUCUUCAAGAGAUACGCCGAACUGCUCAAAAAGAGAUUCAGCGAUGACUUUCAGGAGAUCGUGUCUACAGAUGAUUAUAUGCCUAUGCCCAUACAGACGCCGGAAGAGUUUGACAAAGUGCUCAACGUGAGCUGGUACACCCCUGAGAAGCCACGGGGAGAGCAAAUUUUUCCAUGUGUCUUGCCAUUUUCUCAAAUGUAUCCCCUGUGUUGCAUCGACAUUCGCAAUUUCUUGAACCAGUUUUACUUCUUUGCCAAUGAUGAUUUUUCUCACCCAAAUGUCAUCGACGAGACUUUAAAGGAUGCGCUUGAUGAGCUUCUUUCAAACAAAGUUUGUGACACGUUAGUUGAGCGUCUUGCUUCUCAGUACUUGGGCCAGAUCGUCCAGAUACUCAUUAAUCUCGAGCAUUUUGAACUCGCAUGUCAUGAACUCGAAAACCUCCUUGCAGCAGCGAGGGCACAAAACUCCACGGGCGGUCCUAUCACGCUGAAAGCGACCGAGAAGUUCAGGAGUAACAAGAAGGCAGCAGAGAAGCGGAUAUUUGAGGUAGUCAACUCCAAAAUUGACGACCUCAUCGAAACCGCAGAAUAUGACUGGAUGGCUCCCGUGCCACCUACAGAACCGAGCAACUACAUGCAGACGCUGACCCGUUUCUUAUCCAAUAUAAUGAAUUCGACAUUGCUCGGGCUCCCCACCGAAAUCAAAGAGCUUAUUUACUUCGAUGCUCUGAGCCAUGCGGCUAACAUGAUUCUUGCACUUCCCCUUGCCACGGAAGUAAAGACGAUCAAUCCUAAUGGUGUUAUGGCUCUUGCAAAGGACGUUGAGUAUAUCUAUCACUUUGUGGACAGCCUUGGGGUACCCAUCCUUCGGGAAAACCUUGAUGAACUCCAGCAAACUGUGCAGUUGAUGCAAGCAGACAACACUGAUGAGUUCUAUGAUAUCUCUACACGAAACAAGAAAUACGGACGCGUAGACGCUAUUAAUGGCCCGGUCCUAUUAGAAAAGGUUAUUCGCACUAUUCAAAGUCCCGUGAAGGUUGACAAAUUCGCAACGCUUUCUUCGAGAUUCGGAAAGAAAUCCUAA